Messenger RNA from Leguminivora glycinivorella, 2111 nucleotides. RefSeq names its product glutamate receptor ionotropic, kainate 2-like. Bases 68 to 1891 code for a protein of 607 amino acids. NCBI's taxonomy places the organism in Eukaryota, Metazoa, Arthropoda, Insecta, Lepidoptera, Tortricidae. The transcript has 12 exons. Gene Ontology annotation, cellular component: membrane. Gene Ontology annotation, molecular function: ligand-gated monoatomic ion channel activity. The record is from RefSeq and is a predicted model, not a curated record.
UGGGUAGGUAGUGAACUUCUUAAACCGUCACCACAUGGGUAAAUAACCACAGGACAACUAUAAAACUAUGGAUAUCUGGAAACUCGUAUCAAUGAUAUGGCUUGUCAAAUCUUACGUGGAAGGUCGGCCUGGGAUUGGUACAUUUUUGACUAGCUUCGUGGAAAAUGAGGGGAAACCAACAAUGGUGGUAUUUCAUGGGAUUUGUUGGAGUAAUCCCGUCAAACUCCGUGUGAUGAAAGAGCUAUCCACGGCUGGUACCCGAAGCUCUUCCAUCAUGUCCAAGGGAAUUUCCUUCAGAGAUCACACCGUUUUGUUACUUGCCGAUCUGAACUGCCCAGGAACGGAGGAGUUGAUCAUGAAUGCUACUCAUCGGCAACUAAAUCGACUGCCGUAUCGCUGGCUGGUGUUAUCAGACACACCUCGCUCUAGUCGGUCCUCGCUCUGGGAUCCGUUCCUGGUAGACAGCGAUAUCGUGCUCGCUACUGCUGAUGAAACAGGCUACAAUAUGACUGAGGUCUACAAGCCAUCUCCCUCCAGUCCUGCCAUCGUAUCACCCCGUGGUUCUUUCCAUCAAGUCCUGACAGACACCAGACCCCAUCGGGAAUUCUUCCGCCGCCGUCGGGACCUCAUGGGAGUACCCCUGACUAUAACCAAUACUAUUCAGGAGAGCAACUCGUCGAUAUAUCAUUUGCUGCAGGAGGAUUCGCUGGAGCUAGAGCAUGAUCUCAUCAGCAAGAACUCCUACACCCUUGCCAAAGUGGCGUUUCUGACUUUGAACGCGACUCCCGUGGCCACGUUCACGGACAGCUUCGGGUACCUUCAGAACGGAGAAUGGACUGGAGUUAUCAGGGAGUUGCUGGAGUAUAAUGCUGAUAUUGGCACAAACGUCGGGAUGAGCCAAUCCCGUCUCCAACAAGUGAUGUUCCUCGACCCUUUAGACAACGGCCGAGCCCGUUUCAUCUUCCGCCAGCCCGCUCUCUCUCUCACGGCUAACAUAUUCUCUCUCCCUUUCUCCCCUGGAGUUUGGAUGGCCACUGGAAUAUCUUCCUUCGUCGCUGGAGUGGCUUUCUACCUGAGUACGAGGAUGAUAAAGACGAGAGCAGAAACAGGGACAGUGAGGGAUGCGUAUCUGUUGACUAUAAGUGCGCUCAGUCAGCAGGGAUGCGAGGUUCAACCGACACAUGUGUCAGCCCGCAUCGUCCUCUGGGUAGUAUUCACAUCCAUGAUGGCGCUAUAUGCGGCAUAUGGCGCCAACAUCGUGGUAUUGCUGCAAGCGCCAUCUACCUCAGUUAACAGCCUCGCUACGCUCGCCAGGUCCAAACUCGCUCUGGGCGCUGCUGAUGUUAACUACAACCACUUUCUUUUUAGGGCUUCUUCGGACCCAAUACGCAACGAUAUAGCAAAGAGAAUAAACUCAGAUAAAGGACCCAAAGCAUUCUACGAAUUGACUGAAGGCGUCGAAAAAAUACGAAAGGGUUUGUUCGCCUUCCACAGCGUGGUGGAGCCGGUAUACCGUCAGAUCGACAGGACGUUUCAGGAGAAGGAAAAAUGCGACCUGAUGGAACUUGACUUCAUAGGCUACGCUGCCUUCCACGUGCCAGGCAGCAAGAAAUCACCGUAUUUGGAGCUGUUGAGGGUUAUGUUUAAACGAUUGCGAGAGGUGGGCAUAAAAUCCGCAGUCAAUUUCCGCUAUGAAGCACGCCGGCCAUCGUGCAAGGAAUCGGUCACCAUGUUCAGCAGCGUGGGUAUAACAGAGAUGCGUCCAGUUUUACUAUUCAUGGCUUAUGGAGUGGUGCUGAGCGUGGUCGUCACUGCGGCCGAGCUGCUCGUGUUCCAUGCGAACCGCUAUCGUCAACAGCACUGGUCUGAGAAAUUGGCUAGAGGAUUGUAAUUUGGUAGAAAAUGUAUUAAUCAACACAUACACUAGAUACCAGUUACUAACAUAACAUAUUACGUACCUACCUGCCUAGAUUACACACACAGCCACUAAAUUUGAAGGCCACUCUAUAUUUGAUUAUAAAGUGUCCAAUUGUCCAUGCACUUUUGUACCUUGCUGUACCUAAUAGGUACAAAUUACACACGUCGCUCAGAAAUAAAAGUAAGUACAUAAG